This is a messenger RNA of Oreochromis niloticus (Nile tilapia), 2082 nucleotides long. RefSeq names its product 5-hydroxytryptamine receptor 3A. The record is from RefSeq and is a predicted model, not a curated record. Lineage: Eukaryota; Metazoa; Chordata; Actinopteri; Cichliformes; Cichlidae. Gene Ontology annotation, biological process: monoatomic ion transmembrane transport. The coding region runs from base 474 to 1811 and encodes 445 amino acids. Gene Ontology annotation, cellular component: membrane. Gene Ontology annotation, molecular function: transmembrane signaling receptor activity; extracellular ligand-gated monoatomic ion channel activity. The transcript is spliced from 11 exons.
ACCAAGAACCACCAACACACCAACGUCUGAGGGCAUCAGCCACUGGCAGGGAGUGUGGUGAGGGGAGAUGGCCUCCAUACCUCGGAGAGCGUGAAUUGGAAACGGUUUUGCUUUCAGACCGUAGUAACUGGUCUCAUCACAAACUUCAGUUUUUUGAAAAUGGGAUUUGAAAAGUUAUUCUGUGUACAUGUAUUUAUUACAUACUCAAUGAUUAGUUGCUACACAACUUUAACAGCUCAUUAACACAAUCAUUAACUUAACCAAUCACAUGGCAGCCACUCAGUGCAUUUAACCAUUUGGAUAUAGUCAAGAGGAGAAUGUUCUGGAAAGAUGUCCAGUGAGCAUCAGUUCUCUGGGAAAAAGUAUCCUGUUGAUGUCACAAGUGAGAGGGGAAUGGACGGACUGCUUCAAGCUGAUAGGAAGACUCUACAGUUUAAAAGGGUUUACCCAGACUGAGGUGAAAGCAAAAGGCCAUGGCUGCUCUAUGGACUCUGGCUUUUAUUUCUGUAAUUGCAAGGUUUUCCUGCAGUCAGACUUCAGAGUGCUCAUACUAUAGUCUGCUGGACUACUUAAACCUGACCUCAUCAAAUGUUGCUCUGGAAACCAUGCGACCAGUGAAAAACUGGACCAGAAGCACCGUUGUUCAGGUGGACUUGUUUUUGUUGGGCAUUUUAGAAUCGAAUGAGAAGUCUCAAACUUUCACAAAUGAAAUCAGGGUCCACAUGAGUUGGACAAAUGAAUUCCUGACUUGGAACCCUUCAGAGUUUUGUGGGAUACAAAAGCUGUCCAUUAUGACAUCAAUGUUGUGGUUCCCUGAUGUAAUCAUUAUUGAAGAUGUUUCUGAUGGCGGGAGCAUUCGGAUGAGUCCACUGGUCACUGUAUAUUCCAACGGUUCAGUGAACGCAGACUUUCAGCAGCGGCUGACCUUUGCGUGCCGUUUAAAUCUCUUCGUGUUCCCUUUUGAUUUGCAAACAUGUUACAUCACAUUUUCAUCUCUGAACUCUGAUGUGGACUCUAUAACAUUUGGAACGAUCAGCGACGAAAAAUUCCUCACUCAAGUCUCUGAUACAGUCAUGCUUACAAGGGGAGAGUGGGAACUCAAACACAUCGACAUACAGUCAACUAAUCAAACCAUUGAAAAUAAAAGCUACGUUUCAUUCAGAGUCUCGAUGUUGAGGAAGCCAAUGCUUUAUGUGAUAGAUUUCAUCAUACCCCUCUUCUAUUUCCUGAUCAUGGAUUUGGCUUCGUUCUUCAUUAGUGAGGCCAAAGGGAAAAAGCUGAGCUUCAAAGUGACGAUUCUUCUGUCCAUCUCUGUCUUACUGCUGCUUCUUAAGGACAUAUUGCCGUCCACUGAAAAAGACAUGCCAAUCAUAUCCAGUUAUUGCAUGGUCAUCUUUACAAUGGUGGCUGUAAGUGUCCUGGAGACCAUGCUGGUGAUGUUUUUAAUGGACUUUGAAGGUUUUAGUUGUUUUUAUAAGAAGGCUCGAAACUGUGAAAAUGCCGAGACUGAUGUUCAGCUGGAACCCAUGGAAGCCACGGCUGUGGAAGAUUCUGCUGAAACUUUAAAAAAGGGUGAAGGGAAACUGAAAAGAAGUGACCUACUCAGUGACUGUGACCUUCUGAAGUUAAUCCUUGACGAAGUGAAGGCAGUUCAAGAGAAAUCUGGAAGACAGGAUGAAGUCAAUGGAAAGCAAGAAUGCUACAGGAGACUGGCUGUAAUCAUAGACCGUGUGUUCUUUGUUUUAUAUUUGAUUGCUUCCACACUUUUUGUGGUGUUGACAUAUUUAAUGUGGAUUCCACAAAUGCUUUGAUUUAAAUUUGAGUAGAUUUCGUGUUGUGAGCAUAAUCGGUCAGUGCAUGAAAAUAGAUGUUUUAGUUGUGAAACAUUGCCUACGCAAUGUUACUAAAUGCAUGCAGUGCAGGAUGAAACAUGUUAAUAACUACUGCACGUCUUUUUCAAAACUUGAGGAAACCCACUCUGGAAGGUAACUGAAAAGAAAGUGAAUUGAAAACAGAAGUGAAAACAAAAUAAGAACAAAGACUAGUUAUAAAAUACAAUAUAUAUAAUAACUCAGGUUUCUU